UUUCCUGCAUCCGGGCCUGGAGCGGCUGCUCUGAAGACUGGCGAGCAGCAUGGAGGCCCACGGCGAAUCCCAGUCCGACGCGAGCUGUUCGUCUUUUUCCCGGGACGGCUCCGGGGUCUCGGUGUCCAGGGAACUGCUGACGGCGGGCAGCGGCGGCCGCGGAGGUAUAUGGGACAGGUUGCUUAUCAACUCCAAGCCUAAUUCCAGAAAGAAUUCCACUCUUCAAACAGUUUGGAUAGAGAGGAGUCCCUUAUUGGCCCAAGUACAGAGCUUUCUCCCACAGAUGGCUCAGGCAAAUGAAAAGCUAAGGAAAGAAAUGGCAGCUGCACCACCUGGUCAUUUCAAUAUUGAAAAUAUUGACGAGACUCUCGGAAAAGUUAUACAAAUGGAUGUGGCCUUGUUUGAGAUGAAUCAGUCUGAUUCAAAAGAAGAGGACAGUUCAGAAGAGAAUUCACAAGACAGUUCAGAGGACAGUUCAGAAUCUGAGGAUGAAGACGAUAGCACCUCUUCUGAAGGUGAAGUCACCAUCGAUACCAUUAAGCUUCCUCAUUCAGAAGAUGGAAAAGGCAAAAUAGAGGUUCUGGACCGUCCUGCCAGUGAAAAAAAAGAAACAGGGAAAUAAACAAUCUGAGAAACAGGUGAUAGAUGCCUGCUAAUUCUGUGAAAAAGAAUGUGACUUGCUGGUUAUUUUGCAUUUCAGAUACCUAUGGUGCUUUUUUGCAAUAUUGAAUGUAUUUUGCUUCUUGGAGAAACAGAAGCUGGCUUUUAAAGAGUUGGAAGAGAGAACAUUUGGGGAUCUUCUAAGAGCAGACUGUUUUUGGUCUCAUGCUAAAGAGAUUUAGUUUAGAAAGCUUAACUUUAUGUAUGGUGAUGAGUGAAUUCGUUGGCAUCCUCUUUCAUCAGCACAGACUUCAGAAAUCUCAAACUUGUUUUAAAGUAAAAAUACAAGUUACCCGUU
Molecule: messenger RNA, 958 nt
Organism: Balaenoptera acutorostrata (minke whale)
Lineage: Eukaryota; Metazoa; Chordata; Mammalia; Artiodactyla; Balaenopteridae
Gene: NOPCHAP1
Product: NOP protein chaperone 1
Exons: 4
Coding region: 50-622 (190 amino acids)
Biological process (GO): box C/D snoRNP assembly
Molecular function (GO): box C/D methylation guide snoRNP complex binding
Source: RefSeq, a predicted model, not a curated record